Molecule: messenger RNA, 6324 nt
Organism: Camponotus floridanus (Florida carpenter ant)
Lineage: Eukaryota; Metazoa; Arthropoda; Insecta; Hymenoptera; Formicidae
Gene: Top2
Product: DNA topoisomerase 2
Exons: 22
Coding region: 340-4848 (1502 amino acids)
Biological process (GO): sister chromatid segregation; resolution of meiotic recombination intermediates; DNA topological change
Cellular component (GO): nucleus
Molecular function (GO): DNA topoisomerase type II (double strand cut, ATP-hydrolyzing) activity; DNA binding; ATP binding
Source: RefSeq, a predicted model, not a curated record
GAGCUAGUCGAAUAGCGCGAAGCGAGUCGUACGGACCGGAUGGACGCAGUAAAAUAAAGUAUAUAAUUCACAUACACGAGCGGUGCGGUAGUUUGCGAGUGAUGAUGGCCGCCUGGAGCGAGUGAACCGAUCGCGCGUCGUCGUCGUAUCUCGUCGUCCAGCAAGGACGACCACCGUUUCGUUUCCCUGUGAUAUGCCAAUAGUUAGCGCCCGCAGCCACGCGAAUGAACAUUCCGGGGUCCUAGAGUCGACGGACGCUACGCAACGAACAGCGCACCCUUGUCGUCGUCGUCGAGACGCAGUCAUUGAAGAUAUCUGAAGAUACAGUGCAUAGUCAAGAUGAGUACAGCUUUGGAAAAUGGGGCUGGUGACGGCAAACCGUCUACCAAACAGAAGACUAUUGAGGGUAUUUAUCAAAAGAAAUCACAACUGGAACAUAUUUUAUUACGUCCGGAUACGUAUAUUGGAUCUGUGGAACCAGUAACAGAAAUGAUGUGGGUCUUUGACAAGGAGAAAGAUAUGAUGAUUCAGAAGGACAUUAAGUAUGUUCCUGGAUUGUACAAAAUUUUUGAUGAGAUUCUAGUAAAUGCUGCUGAUAAUAAGCAACGCGAUCCAAAAAUGGACAUGAUCAAGAUUGAUAUUGAUUCUGAAAAUAACACUAUUUCUGUGUGGAACAAUGGAAAAGGUAUUCCUGUAGUAAUACACAAAGAGGAAAACAUGUAUGUACCCACUAUGAUAUUUGGUCAUCUUUUGACAUCAUCAAAUUAUGAUGAUGAAGAGGAAAAGGUGACUGGUGGUAGAAAUGGCUAUGGAGCCAAAUUAUGUAAUAUUUUUAGUCAUCGUUUUACUGUUGAAACAGCCACAAAAGAAUACAAAAAAUGUUUGAAGCAAACAUGGGGCGAUAAUAUGGGAAAAGCUAGCGAACCUAGGAUUAAGGAAUAUCAUGGAGAUGAUUUCACCAAGGUCACAUUUUCUCCAGACUUGUCAAAGUUUAAAAUGCAAUCACUUGACAACGAUAUUGUAGGUUUGAUGUCUCGAAGAGCAUAUGAUGUAGCUGCAUCCUCAAAGGGCGUCAAAGUUUAUUUAAAUGGAAGUCGUAUUCCAGUAAAGAAUUUUAAGGAUUAUGUUGAUUUUUACAUUAAAGGAAAAGAAGACGAUGUUGGUAAUCCUUUGAAAAUUGUAUAUGAGAAUUGUGGUCCACGUUGGGAAGUAGCACUCACUUUAUCUGACAAAGGAUUUCAGCAAAUGUCAUUUGUAAAUAGUAUCGCGACAACGAAGGGUGGCAGACACGUCGAUCAUGUGACUGAAUUAAUAGUCAAACAAUUGAUUGAAACAUUAAAGAAGAAAAAUAAGGCUGGUGUAGCUAUUAAACCAUUUCAAAUUAAGAAUCACUUGUGGAUUUUUGUCAACUGUCUCAUUAAUAAUCCUACAUUUGAUUCGCAAACUAAAGAGAACAUGACUUUACAAGCGAAAAGUUUCGGCUCCAAAUGCGUGCUCACCGAUAAGUUUAUCGCUUCGAUCACGAAAAUUGGUGUCGUGGAGGCAGUGCUAUCCUGGGCGAAGUUUAAAGCCGAUAGCCAGCUCGAGAAAUUGGGUCCUAAGUCAAAACAAAGAAAACUUCAUGGUAUACCAAAGUUGGAAGAUGCCAAUGAUGCAGGAACUGCAAAAUCAUUGGAAUGUACACUCAUAUUAACCGAGGGAGACUCAGCUAAAACAAUGGCUGUGUCCGGUAUUGCUUCUAUAGGCAGAGAUAAAUAUGGCAUAUUUCCAUUGAGAGGCAAAAUGCUAAACGUAAGGGAAGCUACUCACAAACAAAUCUUAGAGAAUGCUGAAAUCAAUAAUUUGAUCAAAAUUCUUGGUCUUCAGUACAAAAAGAAAUACGAAACUCGAGAUGAUUUAAAAACAUUGCGCUAUGGAAAGAUGAUGAUUAUGACUGAUCAAGAUCAGGAUGGUUCACAUAUCAAAGGUCUUUUAAUUAAUUUUAUCCACCACAACUGGCCGUCCUUGUUGAAGCUGAAUUUUAUUGAAGAGUUCAUUACGCCUAUCGUGAAGGCUACUAAGGGUAGCCAAACUCUAUCUUUCUUCUCGUUGCCAGAAUUCGAAGCGUGGAAAAAAGAGACAGAAAAUUUUCACACGUAUAAGAUCAAAUACUACAAAGGUUUGGGUACUUCCACCGCCAAAGAAGCGAAGGAGUACUUUGAAAAUAUGGCCAGACACAGAAUACGCUUUCGAUAUGAGGGCGACAGAGAUGAUCAAAACAUCAUCAUGGCUUUCAGUAAGAAGUGUGUCGAUCAACGUAAGGAUUGGCUGAUGAACCAUAUGAAUGAGACGAAGAGGCGAAAGGAGAUUGGCCUCGGCGAGCGUUACCUCUAUGAAAAAGAUACGCGCACCGUCUCCUUUUCGGAUUUCAUUAAUGUCGAACUGGUGCUGUACAGUAAUUAUGACAAUGUGAGGUCCAUACCAAAUAUGAUAGAUGGCUUUAAACCGGGUCAGAGGAAAGUGAUGUUUACCUGUUUAAAACGUAACGACAAACGUGAGGUAAAAGUGGCCCAAUUGGCGGGCUCGGUCGCCGAGCACUCAGCUUAUCACCAUGGCGAGACAUCUUUGAUGGCGACUAUAAUUAAUCUUGCUCAAAAUUUCGUCGGCAGCAACAAUAUUAAUCUUCUACAGCCUAUUGGUCAAUUUGGUACAAGACUCACCGGAGGAAAGGACGCUGCCAGUCCGAGAUAUAUUUUCACGAUGCUCAGUCCAUUAGCAAGAUAUAUAUUUCACAAGCACGAUGACGCUCUAUUAAAACACGAAUACGAUGAUAAUCAAAAGAUUGAACCUGUCUUUUACGUGCCUGUGAUUCCUAUGAUAUUAGUAAAUGGCGCCGAUGGCAUCGGUACCGGAUGGAUGACAAAAAUUCCGAACUACAAUCCUCGUGAAAUUAUCGAGAAUCUACAUAGAAUGAUGGAUGGCGCGGAUCCGAAACCCAUGUCUCCGUACUAUAAAAAUUUCAAAGGCGUAGUGGAGAGUUGUGGCGAUUAUCGCUACGUUAUAAGCGGGGAGAUAUCAGUGAUCGGACCCGAUAAAUUGGAGAUUACUGAACUUCCCAUUGGUACAUGGACACAAACAUAUAAGGAAACUGUGUUGGAGCCCAUGUUACAUGGAAGUGAAAAAAUUCCGGCCAUCAUCACGGAUUACAAAGAGUACAAUACAGAUACGGCAGUGCACUUUAUAAUAAUCUUGAAUCGUGACAAAUUAUUGGAGCUAGAGAGGGAAGGUCUUCAUAAAGCGUUUAAAAUCCAAUCAACUACGACAAUAACAUCCAUGUGUGCAUUCGACGAAAAUCAAUGUUUGAACAAAUACGAAAACGUGAUACAGAUAUUGAAAGUGUUUUAUAAAGUACGUCUGGAGACGUAUCACAAAAGGAAAGAUUAUCUAGAAGGAAUUUUAAAAGCAGAAUCAGCAAAACUAUCAAAUCAGGCUCGUUUUAUUCUCGAAAAAUGCGAUGGUACUCUAGUAAUAGAGAAUAAGAAGAAAAAGGAUAUGAUAGCGGAAUUGGUCAGACGUAAUUACGAUUCGGAUCCGGUCAUGGUUUGGAAACUAUCUCAAAACAGGGAGCAAGUAUUAGAAGAAGUAGGAGAACACGAUGACGAGAAUGCUCCGACUGCGACUGCGAUGGAGAAGGAAAAUUUUGACUACCUUCUUGGAAUGACGAUGUGGACUUUGACAAAGGAGAAGAAGGAUGAUUUAUUACGGCAACGAGACGAAAAAAUGGCAGAGCUAAAAAGACUGCAAGUCCGCACUCCAAUCUCUUUAUGGAAAGAGGAUUUGGACAAUCUAUUGACUGAAUUAAAUAAGUUGGAAGAAAAAGAGCAGAAGGAAGAUAAUAAAACAAAACAAAAAACCAAAAAACCGCCUUCAAAGUUUUACAAAAAUGAAGAUACUCGUCGCAUAGUUCCCGUUAUUGACGUUGAAUUGAAGAAGAAGAUAGAAAAGGCGGAUAUUGUAUCAAAGGAUAAAAAGGAAGGCAUAGUAAAGAAGUCGAGGACAAAGAAGGAGCCAAUCUCUGUAGAGGAGAAAAGCGAAUUUGAUGCAAUAGCCGAUAAUUUCAAGCCUCUCGAUCAUAGGCUUGGAAUUUCUCCCGAAAAGUUGGAAAAGAAAGCAGCUGCAAAGAAAGGAUUGAAGCAAUCAACAUUGCCAUUCAAGCCGAUCAAAAAAGGAGCGAAAAAGAAGGAUAAAGAUUCGGACGAUAGUGAUGACAUCGAUUUCGGUAGCAUUUCGCCGCUUCCACAACGGACUCAAUCUCGCAGAGUUGCAGUCAAGAAGAAAUAUAACAUGAGCAGUGAAGAUUCGGACGAUAACAGUCGCGAUAUGUUCGGACCUUCUUCAGACUCUGAACAAAUAUCCAAGAAGAAUGAUUCUAUUAUGGUAUUAAGCGAUUCCGAUGACAACUUCAAACCAAGCAAGAAACCGCCUCAACCAACUCCAACUUCGGAAGAACUAUUUGAUUCGUUAGUCGGCAAUUCUUCUCUGCAGAGCCAACAAAAAUCUUUAAUAUCCUCGUCCGGGGAAGACUCUUCUGUAAAGUUUACGCCGCCUAAAAAGGCACCUGCUAAAAAGAAAUCCGAGAACAGCAAAGGAACAAAGAGGAAAGCAAAGAAAAAAUCAAAAUCGUCCGAGGACUCUGACACGGAUGAUAUAUUUACUAAACAAAAUAUUACGAAAAAGAAAAAGAAGAAAUCUGAUUCUGACGAAGAGACGAUAACGGAUAGUUCACCGCCGCCACGCAAAAUUGUUGGUCGAGUUCGGAAGCCUGUAUCUUACGCGCUCAAGUCGGACGACGACGAAGAUUCGGAUUGAACCUUGUUCUAUUCGCGCCUUGCCGAGUGUGAUUGACAUUAGAGUCUAGUUUAAAGUGUGAAUCCCUGAAAGCAAGGCGGAUGGAAUCGUUAUGAAAAGACAAGUUUAAUCGGAGAAUUUUAGAAAGACUUCGUCUUCACUGAGAUUGUCGAUCGUGACACUAGUAGUAAUUUUAUGUGGACUGCGUACUGGAAUCUGCUAAGCGUAUUAAAAAUGUGUUUCGAGGUAUAUUUAUUUCUCGAAUUGUUAACUCGGGAAAUUUACUGAAACGACAUUAAAUUUAUUCUGAGUUUUUUUUUUCUUUGGGAAAAAAACACCUCUUACAUCUUGUAUAUAAGUUCAUUAUUCGAAUACGCAUAGUAUUGUAAAUGCGAGUAGAAUUUUACGAAACUAAUCAAUACUGUGGACAGCGCUACAGGACGUAUGGGUGUGUCCAGAAUAUUUACACGAGUCUCAUCGCGUAACUUGAGUCUUUCCCAAAAAAUUCGUCAAAGAUUAUAUUGUGUUAUAUUUAUGAUAUAUCAUCAUUUCAACAUGUUUAAUGUUAUCUUUCUUAGAAAGAAAAAAAAAUCAGAUAAUACGUGGCUCAUAUCUUGCGAAGAGAACGCGUCCAGCACUGUCUACGCUAGAUAGAUUAAUUAGCACCGCGUAAUACGCGAAGAGGGGACAGCCCUUUCCAGAUCUCACGAUUAUUGCACAAUUGUUACGCACAAUCGUAUUACUCUUCGCCGCCGGAAUCUCAUUUGUUUUCGGUGAAAAUUUGAAAAAAAGAGACGUAUACUGAUCCCGGAAAAUGUUUUAUAAAAAAUGACAAGAAAGAAAAAUAUGAAAUAUACACAAUUUUUAAAUAUAUUUUUACAUACGCGUCACAAUAUGGUUUUUUCAGGUUAUCUAAAAGACUAAAGAAAAUUAUACACAGCGGUAAAUGUCUAUUAUACAUAUAUACAUAUAGAACGGAUCUCUUACGGCUAAUGCGGCGCUCAAAUAUCGGUUAAGCGAAAAACUGUCGGACGUUUAUUUUUAACUUUAUACUGACCACACGUAGAAUAAAGUAAGUUUACUUUGUGCUCGUUUUUCACUGAUAGAUAACAAAGAAGUUUGUAGAUUUUAAAAUGCUGAGCGCAUUCUCAUGAAUUGACUUUUACGGUUAUUGGUGUUCAUUAAAUUCCACUUUUGACUGUACAUACAUCUACUAGUUCUGUGUAGUCGUUCAUUCGUAGGAUAAGAAUAAAGAGAAUUAAUGAUUGCAAUUAUCGCGGCGAUCUUGCACUUGCUAUUAAGUGAGUAUAUCUUAAUACAGAGAGCCGAUUAUAUAAAUUUUCGAAACCAUUCGAUUACAUCCCUUGAGCGCGCGCGCGCGCGCGCGCGUUCUCAGCCUAAUCAAUACUUUGUAUCUUCAGCGAUUUUCAUUUUUAUAUAAUUCGCAUACACGAAAUAGGAAUAUAUAUAUCAAUAAAACGUUUUAUCUUUUUAGAC